AAUCGACAAAAAUUACUGAAUAAAUAGCUUUUUUUGUCAUUAAUUUAACUGACAAUGGUACAGAUGGGUUUCCAAAGUAAUGAUAGAGGUGUAUAGAAAAUGUGAUUUUUAAAAUAGUCAUAAACACUGAAACGGUUUCAUAAAAACAUAAAUACUAUACUGUUUUUAUCUAUUAAUGUUCAUCAUCGUUUUCCCAGUGUAAACAAUUAAGCUUUUUUUCAUUUGAGCUUCUUAUUUAGGACUCUGAAGCGUCUCCAUCAAUAGCUGACCAGUUUCAAGGUUUAAACAGCCUUUAGUAGCAUAUACUAAACUCUUUUUGAGGUUACUAAUUACUAGGCGCAAUUACUCGACACAGAUAUUCAUCCGCAUUUCUUGAGGUGAUUCACUGUGUGACCGGUUCAACCAGUCGUUUCACGAGCAGAAAAUCGCGUAAUUUCGAAACGGAACGACAACUUCUUGUUCAGAAAGUGAGUCAGAUGAUCAGACGUUGACUCAAUAACCACUGAAGAAUUCAUUCAGGGAUUCGUUAAACUGAUUCAAACCAGGACGUGAGUGAAAAUGAAUCGGAGAAGCUGCUCAAAUGAGUCAUUUGUUCGUGAAUCGGACACUGGCGUUGAGUUUGUUUUGUUUUCGCGCGCUUGCAGCUCGAGACAACUGGAAAACUCCACAGAAGUCUUUUUAUUAUUACCACAGAUCAAUUCAAACUGUAAAAUGACAUUCAUAAAUCGGGUAAAUAUGAUGUUUUUAAUGUUGUGGCGCUGGAGAGUCCGCAUCGCAGCAAACGCUGACAUAACCGCGAACUAUUAAGUAGACAAAAACAAUAUAUCGAUCACCACUAACGCGACUGAAAUCCAGUCUGUACGUGUAAUAUGAUUAAAGUAAUUUGUGUUUUUGAAGUAUUUCAUUUAUGAAAGAAUUAAGAGAUUCGGUUAAAACUUACUUAGCGUUAGCGAACAUUCCGUUGCUAUGGCAACUGUGGAAUUUUUUUUCCUGUGUUGAUGACGUCACAAAGAACACUAUAUAUAAUUUGCAGUUGAGUGGCAAGGUUUAGGCCAGUUUGAGGGACGUUUUUACAACUUUAGACCUAUAGGAACACGUGUACACACACCAAUUGAGUCUCUAGAUACCAUUAUAGACGCAAACAGACAGUCAGUUUGAUAACUACUUUGUUAAGGACAGAUCUGUCAGUAUGAUAACACCAGACACAAUGUCUAUAGAGGCGAGAGAGGUGCGUCUGGAGGUUUACCUCAACGGCGCCUUCUACUCCGACGACAGUUACUUUGCAUUAGAUGAUAAAGAUGUGCAGCUGGAGUUUGAGAUCACCGAUGCCAUCUACGACCUUCUCGGCUGCAGCGCAUCUCAAGACGUAGAUGUGAAGCUGAAGGUUGUAACGGACGAUCGGGUCUCCAUCACUUACUGCAGUCCAGGAGAGAUGCGCCUGCAGCUGGAGGUUGACGAGAAUGAGGAGAUCUCAGUCUGUGAAGUCAAAGAUUUGCAACUGAAGAUGAACAGGAACGACAGCAUCUCAGAGCUGAAGAGCCCUACGCUGGUGUCUAAAGACCUGAGCGACCCAGCAGGAGCUUCAGGAGAAGAAGCCAAUGAUCAGGGUGGCCUGGAUGCUGAGGAGAACCGCCCAGCAGAAAGCACUGCUGGGUGGAUGUUCGAGAAAAUUAGUGCAAUAUUCCAGACAAACGCACUGAAUGCUGUUGGGGAACCUGAAGUGGAUCUGAUUGAUCCAAAGGAAUCCCAGUGUGUCCCAGAUCCAAGUGCUCCCGAGUCAGAACUUGAAAUGGAUCCGGUCAAUACAGAGCAAUUGUGUAUCACUGAACCUAAAGUGGAUCUGGUUGAUCCAGAGGAAUUGUGUGCACAAGCUCCAAGCGUUCCUGAGCCAGAAGCUGAAGUCACAUCAGAGCUUUCAAGGUUGGAAAACUGCAUCCUUCUAAACAUGUUCCAGCUGGAGGAUUCUUUGAUGGAAUGUACACUGCCCAAGACUCCUGUCACUGAGGUCUGGCCCAGGGUCUUCAUUGGAAAUGAAGAGAUGGCAAGGGACCGAGAUAAACUGAAGGAGAUGGGAAUUACACACAUCCUAAAUGCUGCAGAACCAAAGAAGAACCUGAAGUUCUUGUUGGGAAUGGCAAACGAGAAAGACCUUCUUGGAACGGUCAAUACAGGGUCCAGAUAUUACAGAGGCUUGCACAUCACUUACUGUGGCUUGCCUUCAUCUUACAGACGCUGUUUUGACAUCAGCAAGUACUUCAUGCCAGCUGCCAAAUUCAUUCACAAGGCCUUGAGGAGCCCAACGAGUAAGGUGUUGAUUCACUGCACACAGGGCCUCAGCCACUCGGCGACUCUGUUUCUGGCGUAUCUGAUGAUCUGCCAUGACAUGAUGGUGGAAGAGGCCUUUGAUGACGUCAUAAAGGUGAGAUGCAUCAGGCCCUAUUUUGGCCAUCUGAGGCAGCUGGCGUUCCUCAAUGCCGACCUUGUGCAGCAGCGAAACCUAAAGCUGCAGGGCCAAAAAACAGGCAGAAAGAUGAAAAAUGGCAGAUAAAAACAAAAUAGUGGACAGAUUUUAAAACAAAACAUAGAGCACAGAUAAAAAAUAGAUCACAGAUUAAAAAAAGUGCCAUGAUAAAAACCACAGCACAGAUUUUAAAAAAUGUUGUUUAAAAACAGGUGCACAGAUAAAAGCAAACAGCACAGAUAAAAUAUAUGAGCAAAAUAAGAAUAAUUAUUCAAUAAUUACAAAUACUUUACGUUUAUUAAAUAUAUAUUUUGUAAAGCGUUGUUGUAAGUGUGUCUGAUUUCUGACAUCAUUCCUAAGAGCAAAUACCAAGCUUGUGUUGAAAAUAAAAAGUGUUUUGAGGCCGGGCUUGUAUUAUACAGGGUUCCCACGGGUCCUUGAAAUCCUUGAAAGUUUGUGAAUCUGAUUAAAAAGUUUCAAGGCCCUGGAAAGUUUUACAAAAUAAACAAACAUGGAUACAGGUCCUUGAAAAUUCCAUAUUAUUCCCUCCGGUCCGCUAAUGUGUUAUUUCGCCAACACUUUGUGCAUACUAGCUUGCUUGAUUUCCGUUGCACAUUUAUGUGUUACGUUAAGUGUUUCCCACGUGAGGUACUUUGUUUUUGUUCGUUGCCAUGACGUUCACACGCACACAAAACUACUAAGAUGGUACCUCAACGUUUCACAGACACACCGUGAAACAUUGCAAAAAUAGGCUGAAACGUGAUGACUGGAAAAUGCAAGUUUCAAGAUAUUUGGCUCACCAAAGAAGAUUACAAAGAAUGGCUUGCCAGAGAUCCAAAGGAUGUAAUGUUGAAUUGCUUUGCUUGUUAAGAUAAUGUAAAGCCAUGAGGCAAGAAAAACUUAAAAGCAUAUUCAUAUAUCUUAAAACUUCUGGUUACAUGAGCCUAAGCUCUUUUCAAUAAAAUCCAUGCAAAAGUUAAUAUCAGAUCAUUUUAGAAUACAGUAUAGUAUGUACCAAAUAUUAUUAAAUUUUAUGCAAAACAGAAAUACGACAAAUAUCAGAUUUCUGUCAGAUUUCUGCCCAAAAAUAAUUGCAAAAAAAAGAAAUUUGCUUUUUUGCAUAGUUGUGUUUGACACAUGAAAACUGUAACAAUGUAUCUUACAAGGUGACGCGAUGUAACCCUUGCUCUCACUUGAAAUGUGUCCCCACAUUAAGUCCUUGAAUUUGAGGGUAUUGGACCUGGAAAGUCCUUGAAAGGUCCUUGAAUUUGAAGUUAACCAAGGUGUGGGAACCCUGAUUAUAUUAGAUGUUUCCUAAAUGUUUUUUUCUCAGUACAUAUAAUUAAAAUACAACAUUACCACAAACAUUACAACAAACCAUUACCUAUGCAUUUCUCCACUGUAAAUAUGCUGUAAAUAUAUUUAAAAUGCAUAUACAUGUUUUUUUGUGACAUCCGUGACUUUUACUUUAUUACUUAUGGCAUGAUUUAAAUUUCAUAAAUUGAUCAUUUAUUUGACCACUUUUUAAUAAAACAGUAUACA
Molecule: messenger RNA, 4003 nt
Organism: Onychostoma macrolepis
Lineage: Eukaryota; Metazoa; Chordata; Actinopteri; Cypriniformes; Cyprinidae
Exons: 4
Coding region: 1190-2548 (452 amino acids)
Biological process (GO): negative regulation of MAPK cascade; protein dephosphorylation
Cellular component (GO): cytoplasm
Molecular function (GO): MAP kinase phosphatase activity; protein tyrosine/serine/threonine phosphatase activity
Source: RefSeq, a predicted model, not a curated record